Cheilinus undulatus (humphead wrasse) is the source of this 6015-nucleotide messenger RNA. It is a transcript of the gene snapc4, whose product is annotated as small nuclear RNA activating complex, polypeptide 4. The record is from RefSeq and is a predicted model, not a curated record. Lineage: Eukaryota; Metazoa; Chordata; Actinopteri; Labriformes; Labridae. The coding region runs from base 291 to 5519 and encodes 1742 amino acids. The transcript has 22 exons.
UUGAGCCGCGGUUUGUUUUUCUCUGUUCGUAGAGGAGCUGAAAAAACGUCUAUGAGUUUCUUCGAACAACUUGCAGGCCAAUUGAGAUGUAUUUGGAAAUUUGAUCUUAAAUUUGAAACGGAACUGGAUCUUAACUGAAAACAUCGCAGGAGGAGUCGUCUGGCCGCAUAGCCUGCUGGGUAAUAUGUACGACAGCGCUACGUUGAUUGGCGCAUGGGGGCUGAAAGUCUACAAAAAAUACAAUAAAGUAAAGCAUCGUGUUUACUGAGGAAACCAGCGGCUUAUAAAGCAUGUCCGCAUCUCUGUCUGCAGAGAGAGACAGAAUACAGCGACAGGUGGAGGAGCUUGAACAGAGUCUCUCUGCAACACAAGCUCAGCUGGAGCUGCUGAGUAGUGAGACAGAUGAUGAAUCAGAUGGCAGUGACACAGAUUUGGCAGGGGCACAGUCUGCAGCAGGUCUGCUGGCUCAAAGAGACAAGAUCCAGGAGGAAAUCCAGAAGCUGGAAAAAACGCUGGGACCACACAGUCCCAUUUGUGUGUCAGAUAACGACAGCAGCAGCAGCAGUGAUGAGAGUGAGCUCAGUCUGCCCCCGUCAGUGGACUCAUGUCUUCAGAUGAACCUUGUUUACCAGCAGGUGGUUCAGGAGACUCUGGACCAGCUGGAGGUACUACUGAAACAAAACCAAAGACAGCAGAAUGAAGUGAUGUCUCAGCUGUCUGGAUCAAUCAAAGAGGGUCCCAGGGAACGAGGCCCGCCAUCCUCUUAUGAGAAGUCGUCUAACAUGUUCCUGGGCCACUUUCUCAAACCCUAUUUCAAGGACAAACUAACAGGGCUGGGUCCUCCAGCCAAUCAGGAGGCAAAGGAGAAGGCCCUCAGGGUGACAAACUGUCCAGACAGAAAGAAAUUCAGAGUGAUGCGAUGGGAGAGUUGGCAGAAAACUUUGCUGAUCCACUCUAUUGCCGAAGACACUCUGAAGAGACUUGUCCAGCCCAAACUUUCCAAAAUUGACUACUUGAGUAAGAAGCUGUCAUCAGCAAAGGAGGAGGACAGACAGCAGCUCCAACAGCAAAUAGACAGUUUGGAGAAGGAAAUCGACAUGCUCAAGAUGAAGAAGGAGGAGGAACUUACUGGAGAACGAUAUGAUGAACACGACUGGCAAAAAAUUGCAAAUAUUGAUUUUGAAGGAACAAAGGAUGCAGAGGACAUUCAAAGAUUCUGGCAAAACUUCCUCCACCCAAGCAUCAAUAAGACCUGCUGGAGUCAGGAGGAGGUGCAGCAGCUGAGGGAGAUCAGCGGGAAACACCGAGAGAGAGAAUGGGAGAGCAUUGCCUCAGAGCUAGGGACUGGGCGGACAGCCUUCAUGUGUCUUCAGACAUUCCAGCGAUUCAUCUCAGGAUCAUUGAAACAUCGCAGUUGGACUCCAGCUGAAGACGCUCUGCUCAAAGAGCUGGUGGAAAAAAUGAGGAUCGGAAACUUCAUCCCAUACACUCAGAUGAGUUACUUCAUGGAAGGUCGUGAACCUUCUCAGCUGAUCUACAGGUGGAACCAUGUUUUGGACCCCAGCAUAAAGAAAGGCCCAUGGACCAAGAAGGAAGAUGAGCUGCUUCUGCGAGCUGUGGCCCAUUAUGGAGAAAAGGACUGGUGGAGGAUCAGGUUGGAAGUUCCAGGGCGCACUGACAGUUCUUGUAGAGACAGGUAUCUUGAUUGUCUGAGGGCAGACUUAAAGAGAACACCUUUCGACAAACAGGAGAAAGAGUUGCUGCUACAACUGGUGGAAAAACAUGGUGUGGGACACUGGGCAAAGAUUGCUGCUGAGAUUCCUCAUCGUAGUGAUGCUCAGUGUUUGAGAGAGUGGAAGAAACUGACCAGGAAACUCCUUGGCCAGACACAACACAAACCGAGAAAAAAAGCAGACAGACCAAGGCAGAAAGUAAAAAGGAGUAUUAGGAAACGGCUAAAUAGACUGAAGGAGAGCACAGAUGAAGAAAAUGAGACUGAAGAUGAGGAGACAGAGGUGGUGUACAUGGAUAGUGAUGAAGAGGAGAAAAAGGUAAGGAAGAAAGAAGAAAUAGAAGAGGAAAGAACUGAGAAGACAGAAGAGGAGUACACCAUCCCACCCUUGCAAAUGUGGAUUCCAGUAGAAAAAGCUCAAAGUUCAACAUCCCUAAGCUUUCGACUUGUGGAGCUGCCUACUUCUGGCAUCAAUGAAAAUGAGAGAGUCCGGUCAACCAUCCUUGGCCGACAUGGGCGCUCAGUAAUUAUCGGACCACGCCCCAAGGACAUACUGUGGGAGAACCGCCACAGUAGCCGUGCCAUGAUGAUGGUGUCAGCUGACCAGCUCCGUACCUACCUGUCCCAACAGGCAAGCAAACACAAACUGCUGGUUUCAGCUCCUCCUGGGAAGCCUGGGGCCAGCAAACAGAGCCACCAUAGCAGAGAGACCGAUACAGUUCUAGGAUACAGGAACCAGGUCGCAGUGAUUGCCUGGGUCGGUAACCUGCUGAUUCCUGCAAAAAAAAGAGUGACAGCAGCUGAUGUUCUAAGGGAGCAGGGAGAGAAGCGGCAGAUCUCCUCGACUUCUGUCUUCCUUCUUUUCCUCCAGACGAUGAAUGUGGACGCUGUGGGCUGUAAAGAGGUGAUAGAGCAGAGGAAGAGAAGGGUGAUAGUGUCAACACCAACUCGAUCCCCCGACCCUCUGCCUGUCAAGCCGAAGAAAUCAAGGACGGUUGCUGAAGUCCUUCAGCAGAGGGAAAAGAAAAAGCAGCUGCAGGAGAUGGAUCAUCAGCAGUACCUGAUUCUGGAGCAGCUUCAGGCACUGCAGCUACAAAGACAGCAGCAACUUCUGUUUAAACAUCUGCAGCAACUACAGCAUGCUCCUCUCCCAAAUCAACCCAGCAUUGUUCUUCAAAUGCAGCCUAACAGGCAUCCUCCCAUGUCAUUUCUUCAGGCUGUUUUCGCUCCUCCUUCUGUCACACAACCCCAUAAGGCCUCAGUCCAGUGUUUGCCCCCCACUUCCCCAAACACACGUCCUUGGGCUCCGUACAGAUCUCCCUCUGAUCUUCAGAGAAUGACUGUUCCUCCUCUCACUGUGGUAACAACACCCCCUUACGCUGCAACUCCCUCCUUUGCCUCUUUCCAGCAACAAACAGGAGCCUUGCCCCCUUGCCCUAGCGCAAUUGUUACUCAAGGUUUCAACUCCAGAUGCCCUGUUCCUGGCCCCUGCCAGCCUUUUCCGACUCCAUCAGAAUCCACCCUGACCCGACCCAAAAGGAUGGGGCAACAAAAAGCAGAAGUUCAAGAGGCAGUUAUGAGCAAUCCAAGUAGAGUGGAUAUUAAAGGGAAAGAUGAUGUUAUAAUUGGAGAGUGUGGAGGUGGAAACGAUGCAAGUGGGAUUGAGGAUGGGAAGAGGAUUCGAAAGCCAAGCAAGAAAGCCAAAGCUCUGCAGGAAGCAUCUGAGGCUAAGGCAAAGACAACAAAGAAACCUGCUUCUUCUCCAAGAAAGCGAGCUCAUACCAAACGGAAAAGCAGUCCUCCUCAGGAAGUCUGUACUGUGCCGGUUGAGCUUUUACCUCAGACUCCUACCUCUUCACUAACCACACCAAUCACAGGUGAAACAUCUUCACUUUCUGAGGUCAUCUGCUCACCUGUCAAAAAAACUGAAGCGGCUCACCCUCUCACAGAGGAGGUCCCUCCUGUCUCUGAGAAUCUGACCCAGGAUUCCCAUCAAGCUAGUCCCAACAGGAGCAUAACCUCCACUGACAAGGCUGUAUUAGCCUCGCCUUCUUCAAUACAGCCCAGUCAGCAUACUGCCUCUCUCAUUAGUUCUGUCAUGGAUGACCAUUCCUACAUCUCAUUAUUUCCUGUACCGACACCAAAAAGAUGUCGCUCUAGGAAGAGUAAAAAAAGCCCCUUCACUAGAAAGUCAAAACCCAGGGUCACCAACCCUAAAAAACCUCUCAUGAUCCCACCCAAAAAGAGAAAAUGGGCAUGCACAGAGGAGCAAGAGAGCAUGGAGAGCAGUCAGGAUGACCAAGAGGUGGGUAGCUCCAGUGAUGCUGUAGGAGAAAAGAGUGAUGCAGUGACUGUGACAGGAGAGGCUUUGAAUGGUACAGAUGAGCCUGAGAAGGGGAAAGAUGAUAACCAGAGCAGGUCACAUCCAGACGUUGUUAAGGAGGGAAAAAGGACUCGCAAGCCCAGUCAGAAGGCCAGAGCUCUUCAGGAAUCCAAAGAAGUCAAGGCUGAAGACAAGAAAAAGAAGGCUUUAUCUUCUUGUAAGAGGCGUCCUCGUACAUCAAAAUUUAAGGAGAAAGCAGUUGCACCAAAGCAGCCGCUGACUCUGGUCCAGGGGUUGUGUUUAAAUCCUGGUCAGCCAAUGCUUGUCAUGACUCCUAGAGGUUUGGUCCAGCUGGCAGGAGCCUCUCCACAAUGUAUGAACCUGCCAGCCCCACCAAGUACCCUACUCUCAGUUCUACCCAGAAAUACCUUACAGUCACAGCCAUCCACAGCCCCACUCUGCUCAGCUUCACCUCAUCCCGCUGGUGUGUCCAUUCCUGUUAACGUCCCUGGUCUGAAUCAGCCAUGUCUUCCUCCUGCCCUGCCCACCUGUCCCUCCAAUCCCCCACCUCCAGCUCUUAUGGGGCAACCCACCCCAAACCCUGGUGUCCCCCCUCUGCCUUCCAGCCCCUCCCACUUAAACCCAAAUCACAUCAUCUCAUCUGAAGGCUUGCUUGGACAAGACAAAGCAGCAUCACCUUCUCCCAGAAAGGAGCCCAUGCAGUUUGACCCAACUCUGAUGUUCCUUGAAUCCAGGGGGGAGGUUCAGGAUUGGCUAAAUGGCCAGGGAGGGGUGGUAGUACCUGGAGAAGGAGUGACUCUUCCCUACCUGCCCCCCUUUGUUAGCAGUCUGAGCACACUCACUGCACUACUGCGCUCCAAGAAGUCUCUAAGCAAACUGGCCAUGCAGUUGCUAAACAGAGAGUCCAGAUCCCAACCUAAACCCAGCCAGACCACAGCCAAACCUGACAGCUGCACCAAAGGGACAACCAGUGAGCCUCAGGACCUGCCAGACUCCACCUCUGACCUUAGACCAGCUUCUCCCACUGUAAGGUCUGAACCCCAAGAGGACCAGGAGGAAGAUGAGGAGAUUAUUGCAGCAUUACGUCAGCUUGUGGCCAAGCGUUUCUCAGAAAACCCUGCCUAUCAGCUGCUGAAGGCUCGCUUCUUGUCCUGCUUCACUCUCCCAGCCCUCCUGGCCACCAUGCAGCCAGAUGCAGAAAAGAUGGGGGCUGUCUCAACCACUGAGGAGGAGGAUGGGGGAGAGUUGGAGAAGGAUGAAGAGGAGGAGAAGCUGAAGAUAAUCAAAGAGAGAGCAGGAAAGAGGAAAAUUCAGAAGUCUUCACUGCUGUGUGACGGGUCACAACCUUCAGCCAAUCGCUUUUCAAGGAUGGACAUUCAUACAAACACACAAGACCAGAUCUUACCUUUGCAGUCUAAUGAAGACCACACAUAUGUACGCUGAAGUUUCUCAUGUGAAAAAAAUGUUCUUGUUAAACAAACGGGUUCUUAAAAAAAAAAAAAGUUAACCAAAAAGCAGUCCAUUUACCUUGGAAAGCUGUCUUCAUUGGCAAGCAACAAAAAUUGUCUCCCAAAUGUUAAGAGGGCAUGUUUUAUUUCUGCAAGCCAGGGUUGAGAUUUUAUUGAUGAUGUUCAUAGAGGUUGUUCUGUUUUUGAGUCUGAGUUAUAUUGUUUGAAAAACAUUCAAUUAGCAGCUGAAUGUUAAAAGAAACCGAAAAGUUAGUUUCAAUGGGUUGCAAAGAAAUUAAACUAGAUAUUCUAAAAGUUGAUUGAAGUUGAUUAAUGAUAUACACUGAAAUAGUUCAGAGCUAUUUGGUGCACUCAGGUACCUGAGUUUCAGGUUUAUAAAAAAGUCUUUGCACUAAGUUGUAUUUUGUUGUUUAACUGUAACUAAAUUUUAAGUAACAUUUAAAUGAUUUUUUUGUAAUAAAGAGAGUAUG